Molecule: messenger RNA, 2344 nt
Organism: Galleria mellonella (greater wax moth)
Lineage: Eukaryota; Metazoa; Arthropoda; Insecta; Lepidoptera; Pyralidae
Exons: 2
Coding region: 775-2307 (510 amino acids)
Source: RefSeq, a predicted model, not a curated record
UACGGAUUUUUAAAUCAAUUCCAUACUCUGCAUUAUAAUUAUAGCUACAUGCUAAUACUACUUUUUUCACAAUUAACAAUUUAUUAAAGUAGGUUCAGAUCAGAUCAGCCUUUAACUGUCCACUCCCUCUUGUGGGGUUUUGCCAGUAAUUGCCAAGCUUGUCAGACGGGUUGGCAAUCGCAGUUAGGCUUAAGAAAUGAUUUAAAAGGAACGCUGCUGCCAAUCCCUCGUCCUCCUUUAGUCGAUUCUUACGACACCCACGGGAAAAGAAGGGGUGGCCUAUUCUAUGCCGGAACUACACGGUAAAGUAGCUUAAUUCUCUGAAUAUUGUAAUAUUAAUUAAAGUUAAAAAUAAAAUUAAAAAAUUUAUACUGUUUAACGAUCAUGAAUUAGAAUAGCCACUUUUUAAUAUUUAAUGAAAAGUACUAAAAUAAAAAUAUGAUCGAUAAAUUUUUAAAGAAUUAUUUAUAGUAGCUGUAAUUAUAGUAGCAAAGUUUGCUAUAUCGACUAUAAUUUCUCUAUAGAAAAAAAGGAUAACUGGUAUGUUUUAGUAGAUGUAGUUAUUUUUUUUACUGGUUUGAUAAAUGUUACUUUUCAAUGUACAAAUGUGAAAUGGAAAAAGCAUCAUUGUAUCGUUAAAAAAUAUUAAAGAAUAUUGUUAAAAGUUGUGUUUUAAUUGGCAAUUACGCGACUGAAAAUUGGUUAUUUUUAAAUGGAAUAAAAUAACAUUUGACGGUUUGCUACAGUCAAUUCUGUCCUUUGUAUGGUGAAACAAUGUUUUCUUUUGAAAUUAGAAUAGUGUCGUUGAUAAUAUCGGGAAUUCUUAUCGAUGUAAUUUUUGCUGGUAUAUCACCAGUUCAUGAUCUUAGAGAAAAAGUAAACCAACAAUUGGUUGGUGAAAGGUUUUUAUUAAAUUCUCCGCAUAAAGUCAUACAACAUUUAGAUAAUUCAAUAUUGAAAGUGACUAAAAAUGUGACUCAAAAUCCACGAAUGGAAGAAAAUCUUUAUCAAAUUUCUAAAGAUCUUGUUUCAGCUAUACUUUCAAAAUUAGAAAUACAAGACAAAUUAACAAGAAUUACGAGAGAGGCUCUAGAAGCCCCUGGUAAGAAUAAAGGUAUCACAGCAAUUGAAACAAGACGUAUUUUAGACUACUUGUCAAGAACAUUAUCGAGUCAUAUUCUUAGUAUAACAAAAUUGUCGACUGAACCAGAACUACAUAGGUUAGUAUACGGACUAGCCCAAAUUGCUGCUGAAAUAUCAAUAAUAUCUGCUUUAAAGGAUAUUACGUAUGCAACAACCUUAUCUAAAAAACAAUCUGUAGAUUUAUCACUUCGUAAAAAAAGAGCGGUGCCAGUAGAAAAUAUAUUAGUAACACCAGAACCUUUAAAUUAUAAUAAACCAACGAUUUAUAGUAUUUUAUUAAAUAAGAGUGCAGUUAAUAUUAAUAAUUAUAAGAAAGCAAACUCAACCUUGACACUUUAUAGUAAAAAUAAUUUAUCUCCGUAUUCAGUUAUCCCAAAAAAUAACCAAAAACAACUUCAAUUCUUAAAUAAAAAACCAAUAGUACAAAUUGCAGUAAAAGGAUUUUUAAAUCAGACAGCCUUAGAUUUAGAAAACAGUGAUAUCAAUAUAAAUGAAACUGAAAGAAUAAUUUUAGAUAAAACUAUAAAUACCACUCAUCAUGUGGCAACUGAUAGUCAUACUUUAGAUACACAAGAACUAAAUGCACCAGAUUUAAUGGAUGAUUGGCUUGAUUCUAAAGAUAAUACAUAUAGAACGGUACUAAAUUCCGAUAUUGUUGCUGAAAUGGAGUUUGAUCAGGCUGAGAUAGAAGACGCGACAUUAAAUGAAAAGAAAGCUAAACAAAAAUUUGAAAAGUUAGAAGUUAAGGCUAAAAAGGCAAUAUUAUAUGCUGGAGAUGUUGCAUAUUUAACUGCAGCGAGUGUUGUGGCUAUGAGACGAGCUUUAACCGCCUCAAUAGAAGUCCAAAUGUCUGUAAAGUUUGCUAAAAACGGAAUGUCAAGUCAUCAAGAUUUAAUGAUGAAUUUAGCAAAAACUGCCGCUCAGCAAGCUGGAAAGGAAGCUAAAAGUGCUACAUCCAAGUCUCUCGCAUGUGAACGAGUAAUGAAAUUGGCUUUGAAAUACACAGCACAAUCUCAUGGUGCUAAACUAAAUCACGUUGCAAAUAGAAUAAUUAUGGAUACUUUGUCUUUAGCAACGUUAGCAAAAUCUAUGGCGUUUGUAUCUUCAGAUAUUGCGAUUAAUUCUCUUUACAAAGCGACCGACGUUAAGCCUCCGACACCGUAGUAAGCAAUAGCAUUUAAUAAAAGUAUUUAUAAUUAAA